GCGCCAAUGGUGAUAGGAGGUCAAUUACUAAUUACUGUACUUUCGUUGGUGGUAAUCUUGUUACCUGGCGAAGUAAGAAGCAAACAACUGUAGCAAGGUCCAGUGUUGAGGCCGAGUACAGAGCUAUGGCACAUACUGCACCUGAGUUUAUGGUUGAAGCUGCUGUCUACAUUGCUCGAAAUCUGAUCUUCCAUGAAAGGACCAAGCAUAUUGAAGUUGAUUGUUAUUUUGUUCGUGAUGCUAUGAUGCUGGGGGUUGAUCUCUACUCCAGCGAUUAUGUAAAGAAAUUCUAUUUUCUGUGGCAGGCAAGGAAAACUUUACGUCGUUUGAAGGGAAUUGUAAGGUUACAAGCAUUGACCCAGCACUAUCCUAUAAAGAAACAAGCAUCAACUACUAUGAACUAUCUCCAUUCUUGGAGCAGGAUACAGACCCAGAUUAAAGCUCGUAGAAUCUCAAUGGUAACUGAAGGCCGAAUUAACCAAAAGAAACUAGAGAAUCAUUUAAAACUUGAGGCGAAGCUUCAUGAGAUAGAGGUGGAGUGGUGUGGCGGCUCUGAAACCAUGGAGGAAAUUCUUGCCAGGAUAUACCAAAGAGAAGAAGCUGCAGUUAAGCGUGAGCGAGCCAUGGCAUAUGCAUUCUCUCAUCAGUGGAGGGCCAACUCUAGUCAGAACCAGGGACAGUUUGCCUAUGAACUUGGCAAACCUAACUGGGGUUGGAGCUGGAAGGAGCGUUGGAUU
Molecule: messenger RNA, 737 nt
Organism: Telopea speciosissima
Lineage: Eukaryota; Viridiplantae; Streptophyta; Magnoliopsida; Proteales; Proteaceae
Product: protein IQ-DOMAIN 10-like
Exons: 5
Source: RefSeq, a predicted model, not a curated record